This is a messenger RNA of Paramecium octaurelia, 711 nucleotides long. NCBI's taxonomy places the organism in Eukaryota, Ciliophora, Oligohymenophorea, Peniculida, Parameciidae. The record is from the annotation of a GenBank genome assembly.
AUGAAUUAACUACAGACUCGACAAGUGUAGAAGUUAACAAUCGACGAUAAAGUAAGUAGAUCUACCUUAUAUCCUUAGUAAAAAUUUGAAUUAUAAAAGGAAAUAUUCAUCACCAUCAGAUUAAUUGAUAUGGUAGAAAAGUGUGCAUAAUUGGCUGAUGACAAAAUAACCCCAGAAAAACACUCCCAGGAAAUCACAAAGUUGAUCGAAAGAUACAAGAACUUCACCUCCAAAAUCGACAAAUACGAUCUCAACUCAUUCAUCAAGGUUUAUAUCUUCAUUCUACUCAUCAGGAAUAUGGACUAGAAGAUUGCAAAUUCGGAAUCGACAGAAUAAACAAAGGCCCUCCCCAAAUCAAACAAGGCAACAGAAUUCAAUUGGUCGUCGACAUCAUGCAAAGAUUCUAUUUAAUGCAAGACAUCAUCCUCGAAAACAAGGACAACCCAAAAACAUAAAUCUUCAAACCCAUUGUCGAUUAGUUGAUAAUGUUCCUCAACAGAGCCAAAACAGAACUCCCCCCCUAUAAAUCAUAUUUAGAAGAUUUACAAUAAUUGUAAUAUAACCCAAUCUCAAUUUAGUUCCAAACAACAUCUUGAAAACUAGAUUAUCGGAGUCAUACCCGAAGAUGAAUUUCAAAAGUUCGAAAGCAUUAUAGAUUUGGCAUAACAGAGUUUUAUGACAUCCCAUUCAUAACAAUGAGCUUAAUUGUCU